CGUCAGCGAGGCAGCCUUGGACAAACGUGAAUGAGGAUCGAGCCAAGGAUACAACGUUUGAUUUGUAAACUAAUAAGUAAAUUCUUAUAGUUAGGAAUCUCAAUAAAACUUGCCUUUAUUUGUGGGCAAGGUCAGCAGAAUUUUGAUCGUUUUUUCCUGUGAUAGACAGAAAAGUUGAACUGGAGAUACUGUGUUUUGUUUACUGAUUUCAUGGCCGGGCAUGAAUCGUUCGCAUGAUGAAAGGCAGAGUUUACGAGGAGAAGGCGUGAUGAACAGUGUAAGCAAUCGUUCUAUGAACCCGGUUAUGUCAGUUGCAAGCCUAGAAAAAGACAAACACGAGAGUUCCAUUGGUCCAAAGAUGAAUUCAGGGAAUGAGCACUCGGGCUACAGGGCUGUGGAUCUGAUCAAACCAAGCAAGUCUUUAAGCAAUGCAAUGUCUCAUGUGUCUGUUGGGUCUGCACCACUGCCUCCAAUGCCGCCAUUGCAAGCACCGUUACUUACCAGUAUUUUGCCAGGUCCUGGUCACCCAAUUAUGCCACCAGGACUCCCACAUGGAACAUUGGUUCAUGGAAGUGCGCUCCCUGCACAAAUACCCUUGAUGGGCAGAGCAGCUGCUGCAGUUGCCCCACCAAGAGCCAGCAUUGCUGUUCCCCCACUGAGAGCAACAACAAUGCCUCCUCUAAAGUCAGCUAGUAAUGCAAGUCAAAUAUCACAGAAUAUCAAGAUUCCAGUACCUGGUAAAGGCACCAGCAUCUUUUCUCCUGUUGUCCCAUCCAACAGACUUCAACCAUCAUCAUCUGCACAGUCAUCUGGACAAAUUAUAAGUCGAUCUAUUGAGCAUACCAAAGGUUUAGAUUCAAAGACCAGUCAUGUACAGGCAGAUGUACACCAGAUGCACUCUAAUUCUAGCUCAGGCAAUGCUGUAGCUGCCGGCACAGCAACGGUUCAGGUUAUUGCAUCUGGAACAGCUCCUCUGGGAUCUGCUCAAUCCAGCAAAUCAUUCUCUGUCAUACCAAAUCAAAAUAUACUCAAAAUCGGCUCACAGAGCUUGCAGUAUAAUCAAACAUCAGCAACAUCAAAUUCCAUUGCAGCUGUCACAACCUACAGGGUUGCUCCUCCACCAAACAACAUUGCUUUCAGUAAAAUCAUACCACAGCCAAUAUUGAUUCCAUCAACCACAUCAGGGACACCAAGCACCACAAAGCCGGACUCCCAGGAUCAUCCAAAAAGCAACACAUUGUCAAGCUCAAGCCACGGCCGCCUCUCGCCAACCACAACUUCUUCUCACCAUUCUGCUUUUACUGCGCAUCAUCACUAUAAUUCUGGAAUACCUGGAUCGUCAAACCAGCCACAUAUGCCAUAUUCAUCAAAUGAAAAUAAGAACGACAAACUGAAGCCUGGCAAUCCGUCGCUACAAUAUGCCAUUGGAUCAUACUUCCCAAUCGACACUGGAUUCUCACAUCCAAUUGGAGUUCACAGAUUUCCUUCUGGGACACCGUUCCACUCGUAUGUACGAACUCCGUCUGGCUCGACUUCCAGCUAUGGUUCAUUUCCCAUGUUUGUUGAGGGGACUCGUGGUUUUGCUUCAGCUCCACUGCCAAUCCCAGGGAUGACACCGUCAGCAAGAGACUCACACCACCAUUCAACAUCAGGGGAAUCCUCACCCGUAAUGAACAGCUCAUAUUCAAUCCACAACUUCCCGAACCUUCAGUCAUCAUCAUACCAUACGUCCGGACAACAAAGCAAUGUCUCCUCCUCACGACCCGGACCCGGAAUCCUACGCAAGCGCACAGCUGAAGGGUAUCCAGUUCAUGGCCUGGAUAGAAUCUCGAGCCCAACCAAGCAAGAACCUCGUAUUGAUCACAGACAGGAGCACUGGUCUGAUUCGAGACCAAGUUCCGGAUCCGGUAAUGCACCUUCACGCCAGGAAUCGCCGAGACUUUUAUGUGAUGAAAAGACAAUAUUCAGCGAUAGCUUCACCUCUGUGGCAGAAUCCAGUAGCUACAUAAAUAGUAGUAUUUCUUCAAUAACAACAAACGCAGAAAUGAAAGUAGAGCCAGUAACCCCUCCAGUGUCUGCUCAGAACAGCAGUGUGAGUGUUUCUGGUGCGUUGAUGCCGGCUGUUUCAACUGCAUCUGUCCCGGAGGCGUCUCCACGAAAAAAACCGAGGAAACAAAAUGUGGUUACCACGGAAGAUAAAUUCAGCAAGGUUUCACUUGAAGAGGAAGACGUUGAGCUAGAGAGCAAAUUCCGAGAUAAGCGGAAAGAGACUAAAGUAGACAGCCCGUUAAUACGCAUACAGAAGCCGGCUCCAAAACUGAAGACGGAAGAGCCCGCCCAAGAGGUGAAGCAGGAGCCUGUUGAACCAGAUGAAAAUACCAACUACUAUAUGUUCAUAAGUCGGAGAAGAAGUAGUGCUUUGGGUGAUUAUAAAAUUAACUCAAAGGCUGCAUACCAUCAUUUUUACAGAUAUUCAGACGUCAAAUCGAAAGAAGAGAAGAAGCCGAUAGAGCUGCUAAACAACAAACGGAUUUUGCAAAAUAUUUCUGCUUGGAGGAUUCAUCAUAUUUCAUCGCAAAUGGAUGAUCUGUGCUCCCUGGAGAAUGAAGUCUGCAACAAACUAUUCGAGUUUCAAAGGGAACUGCCUCGACCGAGCAAGCAGUUCAUGCUCACGGCUUUGUGUCACGACCUUCAAAAUGGGAAACGACACGCUUCGGUUGACGAACAAUUAAGAGUGCUCCACGAGCUGAUUCAGGGAAAUAUUCAACGUUGUCAGCUUAGCAUGGAGCAGCUGGUCGAAGCCAAACAGACAAUGUUACGAGUCACUGACCAUAAACCAAAGAUACUUGAUAUCAUCAAGAAACACAAACACAAAAGAUCAACGAAGAAAAAGACCCUCCCGUCGUAUUGAUGUUCGAGCGGUUUUAAUGAUUGGCGUUUAUAUCGUAGCAUCGUACAGAGUCUAUUUUUGCAAAGGAGCAGAAUUAUUUUGCUCGCACCCAAAGAAUAUCAUCACAAAUAGAUGCACGGCUUGAGUUAUAGUUCAGAUUUAAAAAGGCUUUUUGUUAUCAGGCGCCUGCUAUCAUAACGAGUGGGUUUUGAAAGAAUCAGUUUCUUUUUUAUUUUGAUUUACUACCCUCAAAAGUUCCACAUUUGCGAAAUUUGGAAAUAUCGGUGGAUGCUGCUCAGUUUAUGUGCUAAAAACGCUAUUAUUUCAUAUUUAAGCUAACAUAUUUAGGAUUCUUAGACCUGAAGGAAACCUCCUCUCUAUCGAGGAAGAAAAUUUCUAGGGACACUUUAAUGAGGAGAUCUUCUCUCCUGGGAAGUCCAAUGUUAACCACAAUUGUCUCUUGAGAGCCUUUGUAGUAUGCUCGGUGCGAGUCAAAUAAAAUUGUGAUAGACGCUGUAAAUUUGGAGUUGUACAGUACUUGUGCUACAUCCUUGUUUCAUAUUAUGUGUAAACUAGUUGUAUUAUCUUGGAUUGUAAUGUGAUGGUUUCCCGUUGAUCAAAGUAUCAUUUAAUAUGUAUAUUGCAAAAUGACUGACUUUCUCAGUCUCUUAGUUCCGUAUCGAUAUGUACAUUAUAGUCUUA
Molecule: messenger RNA, 3592 nt
Organism: Rhopilema esculentum
Lineage: Eukaryota; Metazoa; Cnidaria; Scyphozoa; Rhizostomeae; Rhizostomatidae
Biological process (GO): negative regulation of transcription by RNA polymerase II
Cellular component (GO): Sin3-type complex
Source: RefSeq, a predicted model, not a curated record